This is a messenger RNA of Ceratina calcarata, 2434 nucleotides long. RefSeq lists its product as uncharacterized. Gene Ontology annotation, molecular function: DNA-binding transcription factor activity. Gene Ontology annotation, biological process: regulation of DNA-templated transcription. Bases 232 to 1374 code for a protein of 380 amino acids. The transcript has 4 exons. The record is from RefSeq and is a predicted model, not a curated record. NCBI's taxonomy places the organism in Eukaryota, Metazoa, Arthropoda, Insecta, Hymenoptera, Apidae.
AAUAUCCGAGCCCUGGUCAGUACAUAAGUACAUACGUGCCAUUAGGGCCAAUCAGAUCAUAAUUGGGUGGAGAAAGUACGUACAUACAUAUUUUCUAAUGCGCAGAUAGCGAGGUCUUAAUUUUUACAAUUGAAGUGUGAUACUACGAUUCUGUUUGAUCGAUCGAAAACAUUUCGACGGAAAAUUUUGCUGUUUCAUCAGAGCCAUUAUCGGGGAUAAAUUAUUCCAACGAUGUCGGGUAACCAACGAGAAAGUAGUGUUAACUGGGAUAGUUCCACGGAAGAAGAGGAUGCCGUUACGUACGAUACGAAAUAUAACAUGCGGUUAAGGGAAUCGCUGCGGAAUCCGAAACAACCUGCGACGAUUGAAAAUGAGAUCUCCGCGGAACCACGAAAACGAGGUCGGGGCCCUUCGAAGAGGCCCUGCUUGAACAGAAAUGCUUUAAUGGCUCGAGAAAAUCGACUUAAGAAAAAAGCGUACCUGGAAAAAAUAGAAAACAAACUGUCCUUCUAUCAACAGGAGAACAAGAACUUGGUGAAUCUUAUAAGGAAACAGGGUAUUCACAUAAAACAAUUAAGUGGCGAGGUUGCUUAUUUGAGGAGCGUAUUGUACAACAAUACCAGCAUUACCGCAUUACUGAAGACUAUCAACGAAGGCCUCCAGAAGAUCAACACGCAGAAGAACUCGAUACGCCCAAAUCAUACAUCAGAAAGCCCUAAUAAAACGAUUCCACAACAGAACUCUUGUAAUCCAAAGGAAGAACUGUUGAACAGUCCGAACAAGGAUAUUUUUAUCGCAAAUGACAACAGCAAUUCGUUUAUGGAACACAACAUAAACGAAAGUCAGAGCAGUGAAUCUUACGAUGAUUCCAGGAAGCAGUUUACUUGUAAGAAUUUAGACAUUAGCAAAAUUUCUUCUUGCUUCUUGGAUUACGAUCAUACUUACACCGUUUCAAAAAAUCCUGCAGUUGAUAUCAAGAAUAAUCUACCAAACAAGGAUAAAACGAACACCAUUACAUCCACGACGAGUUCAGUAUCGGAGGAUAGUUACAUGGAUAACGCGAAGGAAUUGGAUCCUUUAUUGCCAAUUGCCGAGGCAGACUUGCCCAAUGAGGAAAGAAAGGAAUCCGAUAUAGCGAUGGACUUUGACCAGCUGUCUACGUUCAAUAUGGACAUAUUCGACGAUCUUCCGAAAUGCGAAGAUAUAAUGACAUCAGUGGAUGGGUUGAACGAUCCGACGAAUCUUUUCACGGAGGAUGACAUAUCUCAAACUUUGGAUAAUACAGGAAUUUGUCUUCACGUUAACUCAGACAAAGUAUCUUUAGAAUUUUGUUCCAUAUGCCAUUUAAAUAGUAAGAACUCGGGAUUAAACUGAAGGGGGAUGAUUGAUUGUACCUCUGGUGUACUCACUCUAUGAUGAGUGACAGAAGAGGCCAACCGAAAAUUUAGAUACUAUUUCUCGAUCAGUGGUCUAAAAUCAAGUAACAAAGUGUAUCAAGAAGAUCGAUGUCGCUACUAGUUCUACCAGAUGCUCAUAGACAUUAUCCACAUGGAACGAAAGUUGCGUUAUUAGUAUUCCUAUAUUCUAUGUUUAUGUAUAUAUAUAUAACUGAAUGACAAAUCGCGCAUGUACGACAAUUACACAAAACAGACAUACGCUCAUACACACUCGUGCGUCGACUUUGUUUAUGUACAUAUGUGCAUAUGAUACUAUGUAUAAACGUAUCUGUACAUAUGUCUAUAUAGCAUUAUUUUGUAUAUCUAAUCAAUUUUUUUUUACAUAAUCUUGAAUUUCUAAGACUUGCUGUAGAAUACUAUUCUUAUAGACUGUAUCGUUACUACAUUUUGUCAGCGAUAUCUAACAUAACUACCGUUUUUUGUAACAAUUGUCUCGUUUGAUCCAAGUGACGGAAACAUUGUAAUCUCUUUUUGUUUGUUGGUUGCGUGUAAAAUCGUGUCGCUUCUGUUCCUCUGAAACUGUACUUUGCUUUUUACAGGAUAGACCCAUCUGGCAUUGACGUUUGCUAACGAAGAACGUGCGAUAAGUUGUGGUCUGGCAUGCCUGACACGCUCUAUUUAGCACUCCGUGUAAGAUAGUAUUUUGGGAACGAUUGCGAUUAGUCCUUGUUGGGUGUGCGGAAUUACGAUCACCCCCCUUCUUUUGUAUACAUGAGUAAAUAUUUUUCAACAGAUACAUCCCGAGGAUCUUCUUCAGAUAUGGAACAUUCCACCCACUGAUCGAGAUUUUAAUGGUAACUUAGGUUGAGUAUAAGGAGGACAAGUACAUAGAGAACGUGUAUUUUUUUUUAAGUUCCGUUGCAAUGCCAGAAUAUUUUUAUUUAUUUUAGUCGUAAUUGUAACGAAAAUGAUCAAGUAUGAUAGUUAAGUAGCUUCCAGUAUUUAUAGAGAAAUAUAUGUGUCCAGUUUCCGAGGAA